This is a messenger RNA of Tauraco erythrolophus (red-crested turaco), 1669 nucleotides long. The record is from RefSeq and is a predicted model, not a curated record. Lineage: Eukaryota; Metazoa; Chordata; Aves; Musophagiformes; Musophagidae.
AAUCGCCUCCCCGGCAUCAAGGUGAAGUACCUGCUGGUGGUGUGGCUGGGCAUCUUCGUGGGCAGCUGGGUGGCAUACAUGCAUUACUCGUCCUACUCCGAGCUCUGCCGUGGCCACGUCUGCCGGAUGAUAAUUUGCGACCAGUACAAGAAAGGAAUCAUUUCUGGCUCCACGUGCAAAGACCUGUGUGAGGAGCGCAGCCUCCUCUUCCAGCACUGCCUCUCCUCCUCUCCCACCCAGCAGGUUUACAGCGGGCUCUGGAGGGAGACAGAGGUGAUCAUCAAAUGCGGCAUCGAAGAAGCCUUGAAGGCAGACAGCCACCCAGACUCCGUGCCCAGGAGGGACGUGGUCCUCUUUGACAAACCGACACGAGGGACAUCGAUGGAUGAGUUCAAAGAAAUGCUUCUGAACUUCCUAAAGUCCAACCUGGGAGAUCAGCCUUCUCUUGCAGCCUUGGUGAGCCGGAUCAUCGCCAUGGCAGAUGUGAACCGGGAUGGGAAAGUGUCUUUAGCAGAGGCCAAAUCCAUCUGGGCACUACUUCAGCUCAAUGAGUUUCUUCUCAUGCUCUCCUUGCACGAGAAAGAGCACACGUCCAAGCUGCUGGGGCACUGCGGGGACCUCUACGUCACUGAGAAGAUCCCCCACACCUCCCUCUACGGAGUGGACGUCCCCCCCUUCCUCCAGUCGCUGCUGCCUUCAGUCGUCCACCAGUUUGUCCACCAGUGGUUUGCACCAGCGUGGCCUCGGCGGGCGAAGAUCGCCAUCGGCCUUCUGGAGUUCGUGGAGGAGAUAUUCCAUGGGACCUACGGGAACUUCUACAUCUGCGAGACUGGCUUUAGGAACGUGGGCUACAAUGACAAAUACGACUUCAAAAUGGUCAACCUGAGGAAGGUGGCAACGGAGAUGACAAUCCGAGGUUUCCUCAAGGGCCGUCACUGUGAGCAGAACGUGGACUGCACCUACGGGAAGGACUGUACGGCGACGUGCGACAAACUCAUGAAGCAGUGCAAAAGCGACGUGGUGCAGCCCAACCUGGCGAAGGUCUGCGGGCUGCUGCAGGACUACCUGCUGUACGGAGCACCACCGGAGCUGAAAGAAGAGCUGCAGAAACAGCUCCGAACUUGCAUGACCCUCAGUGGCCUGGCCAGCCAGAUGGAAGUGCACCACUCCCUCGUGCUGAACAACCUCAAGACCUUGCUCUGGAAGAAGAUUUCAAACACCAAAUAUUCCUAACGGGGGAAGCACGGCCCUGGAGUUUAGAAUCUGCAAUCUUGGAGUAAAGUCCAAGGGUUGAAAGCCUGUUUCUCCAUUCCUCUCCCCCACAGGAAAAAUACACCCUGCCCAGGGAGUUCAGCAUAGCUGCAGCCCCUUCUCCCUCAUGGAAAACCAAGCAUCAUGACUUCCACUGCCCAGCAGGAUCAUCGAUAUGGCCAGCAAGAGCGUGCUGCGGAGCUGGGGCACCGGGAGCCGGGAUACCAGGAGCUGGGCUGAACAGGCUCGGGGGAAGACGAUGCCAUGGAGAGAGAUAAGGAAGUGGAGCCCAGCUGGACGCAUCUAACUGUUUCUUGAUUAACAGGAAAGCAGUGGAGAGAGAUGAGAAUGAAUCAUUCAUGCUGUACUUGUCACAUCUUCUUUUGAUGACCGUCUCUGAUGUAAAUAAAUAGCUUUU